AUGAAGGUUUUUUCCGUGUCGGUUUGGGCCUCUCUUUUGGCCUGCGUGCUGGCUCUGCCAGCUCGCCAGGGGUCUUCUCCCGUGAUAAACGGUCGAGCAGCCUCACCAACUGUCGUCCUCUCCCCGUCCAACACCCUCGUUGGGCUGGCGAGCGGUGAUGUUGAAAAAUUUGCAGGCAUCCCGUUUGCAGACCCACCCACUGGGUCUCUACGACUCAAGCCGCCCAAGAAGUUAUCGACGAAUCUUGGCGAUGCCUAUGAUGCCAUCAACCCAGCGGCAGCCUGUCCACAGAUGCUUGUCUCGUCAGGCGAGAACCAGAGCCUGUUCCUUCAGGUUCUUGGUGAUCUUGUCAGCCUGCCGAUCAUCCAGGCAGCAACAAACCAGAGCGAGGACUGCCUGACAGUCAGCGUGAUCCGCCCAGCGGGCGUGACAGCUGGCGCGAAUCUGCCAGUUCUAUAUUGGAUCUUCGGGGGCGCGUUCGAGCUUGGAUGGGCUGCCAUGUACGAUGGAACAGACCUGCUAGACCAAGCUAUCAGCCAAGACCAGCCUUUCAUCUUCGUUGCGGUCAACUAUCGUGUCGCUGGAUUCGGCUUCAUGCCCGGCAAGGAGAUCCUAGCCGAUGGAUCUUCCAACCUGGGUCUCCUUGACCAGAGGUUGGCUCUGGAGUGGGUAGCUGACAAUAUCGAGGCUUUCGGAGGCGAUCCUACGAAGGUGACGUUGUGGGGCGAGUCCGCGGGUGCUAUCAGUGUCUUUGACCAGAUGGCUCUGUAUGGGGGCGAUAAUACUUACAACGGCAAACCACUAUUCCGAGGAGCUAUCAUGGACUCUGGUAGCAUUGUCCCUGCGGACCCGGUGGACUGCCCCAAGGGACAGCUCGUCUACGACACUGUUGUACAAACAGGAGGCUGCUCCGGAGCGAGUGACACCUUGGAGUGUCUCCGCGCUCUCCCGUAUGACAAAUUUCUGAACGCAGCCAAUUCAGUCCCAAGUUUCCUUGGAUAUCAAUCCGUGGCUCUCUCAUACCUCCCAAGGCCAGACGGCACAGUGCUUCCCGACAGCCCCGACGUGCUGGCUACUCAGGGCCGAUACGCCGCAGUACCCAUGAUCAACGGUGACCAAGAGGACGAGGGAACCAUAUUCACACUCUUCACCUCUAAUCUGACCACCACUCAGGAGCUUCUGGAGUACUUGGCGACUUAUUACUUUACCGGUGCCACGACUGAGCAAUUGGAAGCCCUGCUCGAGACCUACCCCCAGGACAUCACACAGGGCUCACCGUUCAGGACCUCCCUCCUCAAUGAGUUGUACCCCCAGUUCAAGCGAAUCUCCGCAUUGCUUGGAGAUCUGGUCUUCACCCUCUCUCGUCGCGGUUUCCUUGAUGUCACCAAUGCUGUCAACCCAAGCGUUCCGUCAUGGAGCUACCUGGCAAGCUACAACUACGGAACUCCCUUCCUGGGAACGUUCCACGGGAGUGACCUGCUGCAAGUGUUCUUCGGAAUCUAUGACAACUACGCCGCGAAGAGUAUACGGACGUACUACUACAACUUCUUGUACAGCCUCGACCCUAAUGUCGGCUACGGAAGUUAUCCAAACUGGCCGCAGUGGAAAGACACGGGCAGCGGGAAUCAGCUGGUCCAAUUUUAUGCCCUGUCACAGAACUACCUGGCUGAUGAUUUCCGGAACGAUUCUUAUACCUUUAUCAGGGAGAACAUUAAUUCGCUUCACAUCUAG
Diaporthe amygdali is the source of this 1731-nucleotide messenger RNA. RefSeq names its product sterol esterase precursor. The record is from RefSeq and is a predicted model, not a curated record. NCBI's taxonomy places the organism in Eukaryota, Fungi, Ascomycota, Sordariomycetes, Diaporthales, Diaporthaceae. The transcript is spliced from 2 exons. The coding region runs from base 1 to 1731 and encodes 576 amino acids.